This is a messenger RNA of Saccharomyces paradoxus, 633 nucleotides long. It is a transcript of the gene COQ10, whose product is annotated as ubiquinone-binding protein COQ10. The transcript has a single exon. Gene Ontology annotation, biological process: ubiquinone biosynthetic process; cellular respiration. Lineage: Eukaryota; Fungi; Ascomycota; Saccharomycetes; Saccharomycetales; Saccharomycetaceae. Gene Ontology annotation, cellular component: mitochondrion. The coding region runs from base 1 to 633 and encodes 210 amino acids. The record is from RefSeq and is a predicted model, not a curated record. Gene Ontology annotation, molecular function: ubiquinone binding.
AUGGUUUUAGUAAUAAGGGCCUUACAGACAUCGAUAGUCUUCAGGAAGGCGAUGCUCAAGCCAAUUGUAAGAUAUCCCCUUAAAAGAAGCUUUUUUGGUUUGAGCAGUACUAAUCAUACUAUUAGGGAACAGCGAUAUGUCCUGCGCAAGACCAUAAACACCCCUCCGAGUACUGUCUAUGCUGCUGUGUCAGAAGUUGCGCAGUAUAAGGAAUUUAUUCCUUAUUGUGUUGAUUCAUUUGUAGAUAAACGAAAUCCUGUGGAUAACAAGCCUGUUAUUGGGGGGCUUCGAGUUGGUUUCAAGCAAUACGAUGAGGAAUUUAUAUGCAAUAUUACCUGUAAAGAUACUGCAAACGGGAAUGACACAUAUACAGUUAUUGCGGAAACAGUAUCUCAUAAUUUGUUUCAUCUUUUGUAUUCGAAAUGGACCAUAAUGCCUCACCCAAGUAGACCAAAUGCGGCCAUGGUAGAACUUUUGUUGAGAUUUAAAUUCAAAUCUCGGAUAUAUAACAGUGUUUCUCUGAUAUUUGCCAAAACUGUAACUGAAUUGGUAAUGAAUGCAUUCGCCAAAAGAGCAUACCAUCUAGUGAGGCUAGCAAUGCUAAAACCCUCAUCCAAAGAAAGCUCUCAGUGA